AAGGGCUUGUUUGUUCUUUGUCACGGUAGUGAAGAGUAGGAGUGACAGCGAGCUGCGCAGUUACUCAGUGAUAUCCAGUUGAGCGUUCCUGCUGGAACUAUUCAGGAGGAGGAAGAGAGACGACACAGAGCUCCGAGCUGAGAGGAUAAAACCAGCAACUGGUCAGGCGACAAACUGGUUGAGAGGAAAUCUGCUGGAAAACAAGAUGGAGGUCUACACUGUCACCGUGGCAACCGGGACAUCAGAGUACUCGGGCACCAACAACUACAUCUUCAUGACCCUGAUAGGGGAGAAAGGGGAAAGUGAGCGCACCCUGCUGGACAACCCUGGACUUGAUUUCUGUCGAGGAGCAGUGGACCAGUACAGGGUGACCAGCAAGGAGCCUUUAGGGUCCCUCUUACUGGUUCGACUGGAGAAAGAAAAGUAUUUUGUUGAAGACAACUGGUUCUGUCGAUAUGUCACAGUGGAACCUCCAGGAAAAAAGCGACUUUUGACAUUCCCAUGUUACCGCUGGCUUAUAGGAAAUGCCAGGGUGGAAAUAAGAGAAGGAACAGCAAAGACUCUGGUGGAUGACUCCUCAGCAAAGUUGCUGCAACACAGGAAGGCAGAGUUGCAAGAGAGACAAAAUACCUUCAGGUGGGUAACGUGGGCCACAGGGAUCCCUAGAUGUGUUGAUGCCAAAGCAGAAACUGAUUUACCCCAAGAUGUUCGCUUCGACAACGAGAAGAGAAGUGAUUUCGAACAUUCAUUGCAAUAUGCUUUGCUCGAGCUGUCCCUAAAGAAGCUGGCCAUCACUUUUGGGAAAUCAUGGAGUGACCUGGAUGACUUCAAACGCAUCUUCUGGAAACUGAGGAGCCCAAUAGCUGAGUAUUGCAUGGAUCACUGGAAGGAGGAUUGGCUCUUCGGCUACCAGUGUUUGAACGGCAGCAACCCGAGGAUGAUCAAGAAGUGUUCGGUUCUGCCGGGAAACUUCCCCGUCACGUCAGACAUGGUCCAGAGCUCAAUGCCAGCAAAAACCAACCUGGACAAAGAACUCAAGGCAGGAAACAUAUUCCUGCUGGACUACGCCAUCAUGGACGGGAUUCCUGCAAACACAAUCAAGGGCAAACCUCAGUUCAUCGCUGCUCCGCUCUGCCUCCUGUACCAGCAUCCAGAUGAAGGACUCAUUCCUAUUGCAAUUCAACUGGAGCAGACUCCAGACCUGGACACGCCCAUAUUCCUGCCCAGAGACCCUCCUCUGGCAUGGCUGCUGGCCAAGAUGUGGGUGCGUCACUCAGAAUUCCAGGUUUUCCAGCUUUUGUCUCACCUUCUCCGGACUCACCUGGUGGUGGAGGUGUUCUGUGUCGCAACUCUUCGCCAGCUGCCUGCGGUACACCCCAUGUACAAGCUCCUGGCUCCUCAUCUGCGCUACACACUGGAGAUCAAUUGCAGGGGGCGAACUCAGCUAAUCUCUCCCAACGGCAUUUUCAAACGAGUUGUGUCUACAGGCGGUGAUGGCCUCCUUAUUCUUGCCCAGAGGGAAUACAAGGUGUUGACAUAUCGCUCCCUUCAGCCACACUUUGACUUCACUGAUAGAGGAGUGUUUCAGGUCCCCAACUAUUUCUACAGAGAAAAUUCCCUGAUGCUGUGGGAAGCCAUUCAUAGUUUCGUCUCAGACAUGGUGAGUCUGUACUACCACACAGACCAGGAUGUGGAGAAAGACCCAGAGCUGCAAGCCUGGAUCAAAGACAUAGCAGAGGAAGGCUUCACUGAACUGCCCAACUUUGGUCUGUCAAAUAAACUCUGUAGCAAAGAGGAACUGUCCACUCUACUGACUGUGGCCAUCUUCACCAGCACAGCUCAGCAUGCCGCAACCAACAAUGGACAGUUUGACUGGUGUGCCUGGGUUCCCAACACCCCAUGCACCAUGAGACUCCCCCCACCGUCAGAUAAAGAUGCUGUUACCAUGGAAAUGAUCAUGGCCUCUCUUCCUGAUGUGGGCCAGUCCUGUGUGCAGAUGGCGAUCACAUGGCAUCUGGGACGAGCGCAGCCAGACGCAAUCCCUUUGGGUCAGUACACACAGGAACACUUCACCGAGUCUGUGGCCGUGGAACUGAUUGAAACGUUCCGGAAGAAACUGAAGGAGAUUGAGGACCAGAUCCUGGAUCAGAAUGCCGGACUGGACCUUCAGUACCUCGUCCUUCUCCCCAGCCGCAUAGAAAACAGCAUCACCAUAUAGAAACACAUCCAGUGUAAUCAUCACACCACUUCCUUUGUCUGUCUUGAGCAGUGCUUUAUUUAUUUUGAAACUUUGAAGAAAAACACAUUGCCAUGGAAACCCCAGGAGGAGGAACCAGACCAUCUGUCUAAUGCAGUAAAGGAUGGUGAUGGAUUUCAUCAGACAUGGUGAUAGGUUUAUUUAAUCCAAAAAUCUAAGCUUUUUGCUAAAUUAUUAGCAUUAUUAGGUGAGCAAUUCUAUUAAAACUAUUGCAGCAUUUUUAAAUAAUCCAUAAUUAUGAACCAGGAAACGAUGCUGUAUUUGGGUCAUAACCAAGCAAAGCUUACAUGGCUGGUAUUUCUACAAUGUUCUGUGAAUAACUUACAUGUUACAUAUUCAAUAUGGUAUGUGUUCCAAUGAGGCUUUUUUUCAAUAAAAAAUAUCUUUUGAAAA
Poecilia latipinna (sailfin molly) is the source of this 2650-nucleotide messenger RNA. It is a transcript of the gene alox12, whose product is annotated as arachidonate 12-lipoxygenase. Gene Ontology annotation, biological process: lipid oxidation. The transcript is spliced from 15 exons. Gene Ontology annotation, molecular function: oxidoreductase activity, acting on single donors with incorporation of molecular oxygen, incorporation of two atoms of oxygen; protein binding; iron ion binding. The record is from RefSeq and is a predicted model, not a curated record. NCBI's taxonomy places the organism in Eukaryota, Metazoa, Chordata, Actinopteri, Cyprinodontiformes, Poeciliidae. Bases 206 to 2218 code for a protein of 670 amino acids.